AUGACAUACCACUUGAACAGUAAGUUAGCCUAGACUACUUAGUUUUUGUAGUUGCAUGCUCAAACAUUGGCAUGUUUUAUAUGCUUGAUAGGUGAACAUUUCCAAAUUGAAUAGGCAUAUUACAAUGUAAUAAGAGUAUAACACAUAGCAUACAGAAUUAAUUUAAAUGUACUUAAUUGAAACGUUGUGUAUUUAUAGGCGCAUCCCCAGUGCAGCAUGAGUGCCUCCACUGCUAGCUCAGGUUUAACCCAAACCACCUUGGACCUGAAGCCCCCCCAUCUCAGAAAAAAUAAAAAGAGAGAUAACCGAUGGUAUCGUGGACUUCAUUGCCCUGGACAUGAGGCCCAUUAACCUGACAGAAGGCGUGGGGUUUAAGAUGAUGAUCAAAAUCUUGGUGCCUGGUUACACCGUUCCCAAGAGAGAAACUAUUAUGCAUGCUCUGACUGCGAAAUAUGAUAACACAAAAGAGAAGGUUUUGGAGUCUAUCAAAAACAGCCAGGCUGUAAGUUUUACAACUGACAUGUGGACCUCACUGAGAAUGGAGUCUUACAUGACUGUCACUGCACAUUUCAUUACUGAGGCCUGGAAACUGCAGUGUCUUGUGCUGGUGACAAAAUAAAUGGAGGAGAAUCUCACUGCAGCCAACAUUGGGCAGAGAUGCAUAUGAAAUUCCUGGAUGUAAAAGGGUGGCUGUGGUACAUGAUAACACCGCAAACAUGGUUUUGUGUGCAGAUAUACUGGAGCAGGAAGAGGAAUGGGCAGACGUAAAAGGAGUCAGAUGUGCUGGACACACCUUACAGCUAUGCAUCAACACCGCUCUCAGACAAGAUCCCAUCUGUCGCACUGUGGCUGCAGCCAGACACCUCGUGGCUCAUUUUAAGAAGGGAGCAAAAGCCAGAAAGGGACCGAAGGAGGAACAGAAACAACAAAAGGUGAUUGAACACCUCCUGAUCCUAGACAUUUCCACGCGAUGGAACUCUUUUCAGACCAUGUUAGAGCGUCUGCUAGAACAGAGAUUGCCCGUAACAGCAGUGCUCUCUGACCCCAACUACACUGGGAAAAAUGAACGCUACCGUGAUCUCAACACAGCGCAAUGGAACAUGGCAGAGGACAUUUUGAAUGUGCUGAAGCCGAUGGUCACCCUGACUGAGCUGCUGUCCAAGGAGGACAACGCAUCCAUACCCAUGCUGGCCAACCUGAAACGCUGCCACUUGGCCGUAGUGGAGGAUGACAGCCCCGACACUAAG
Messenger RNA from Coregonus sp. 'balchen', 1247 nucleotides. The record is from the annotation of a GenBank genome assembly. NCBI's taxonomy places the organism in Eukaryota, Metazoa, Chordata, Actinopteri, Salmoniformes, Salmonidae.